Caenorhabditis remanei is the source of this 1158-nucleotide messenger RNA. RefSeq lists its product as uncharacterized. NCBI's taxonomy places the organism in Eukaryota, Metazoa, Nematoda, Chromadorea, Rhabditida, Rhabditidae. Gene Ontology annotation, biological process: innate immune response. The transcript is spliced from 4 exons. The record is from RefSeq and is a predicted model, not a curated record. Bases 1 to 1158 code for a protein of 385 amino acids. Gene Ontology annotation, molecular function: protein binding.
AUGUUCGAUCGUUUGAUCAAUGUUUUGGAAUCAAGAGAUCGUUUACUUCAAGUUAAAUCUCUGAUGAUUUCGGUUCAUGGACAAGAUCAACUGAGGCAGCUGCUUCGUCAUGUUGAUUUGAAAGUGUUGAAAAGUCUGGAAGUGUUCAGACUGUUGGAAAUAGAAGAAUUAUCGGAUAAUGGUGAUGAUAACAGCGAGUUUGUUUUGGAUCUCGAUAUACUGAAAGAAUGUGAAUAUCUGGAAGAACUUCAUGUGAAAGGCUUCUCCAUUUCCUCUCCAUUCCAUGCCACGUUGGAAUCGUCUGUUGUAGAAGAAUUGUCUGAGUCACCAAUUAAACAUGAGGCUUUCAUUCUGAACAUGCCGGAUCUAGUAAUGAGAGAAAUUUUGAAGAAUCUUAACUUUCUGUCAAUCCAGAAACUUCGAAACGUUUGUCACGCACUCCGUGAAUUCAUUGAUUAUUCAAAGCCAGAUAACAAAUUGAUCGAUAUUGAAAUUUCUGUGAGAGAAGAUGACAUAAUGCCUAUCGCACGAUUUACAUCAGACUCGAGACCAUAUAAUAAUUCUGAAACUACCGUUCUCUAUUACAUAAAACAUAGUGAUCGCUGUGUAGUACGGGGUAAUACGACGUCAUGGAAAAAGAAAAUUAUUGAGAAGAACUUUAUCGAUGUGUAUACUGACGAUUUUCUGGUUCCAAUACUAAAAAAACAAAAGUCACCGCUGCCAAGAUUCGGUUUUGGUCUAGGAUAUAAUCCGAAUGGCCACAGAGAGUUAGUUCUUGCAAUAACGUUCAAAGAAGCGUUUGAUCGUGUAAUUAAAGUUCUGGAGUCGAGAAGGCGUCCUCUUCAAGUGGAGAAUCUACAAGUUUAUGUUGUCAAUAAUUACCAACUGAUUGAAUUGCUUCGUUGUGUUGACAUGAAGUCAUUGAAACGUCGCAAAACUCACAUUGACAAGAUGUCAAGAUUCUUCAAGAUUUCUCUCAUAACUAGAUCCGGCAUGUUCAAAAUGAAAGCAUCGUGUUCAGUUGGUGACUCUGGAUUAGACAACUCCGACGCUGAAUCUGCACUUGGUGACAUUUCUGCUACAGAAGACGAUUCCAACGCGGUAUUUCGUGAGGACGAGCAGCAAAAGAAGAAUUUGAAAAGUGACAUUUGGGAAUGA